AGGAAGUGUUUGCGUUCUUCCACGUGUUUCAGUACUGAGCGGCGGGUGAGCCAGAAAGGCUUGAGGGACAGGUGGAGAGCAGAGACCGGCUUCUCAGUUCAUGUGAAGAAAGCAAAAUUGUAGGAAGACUGUGUAAUUGAACCUGAGGGUCCCUCUUGCGUAUUCCUGCCUGUUUCAGUUUCCAGCGGCCCUGGUUAAAAUCUACAAAAAGCCAACCUAGGGCCACAGGAUGAUGAAUGUACUAUUACAGGGAUCAGUGACAUUCCAGGAUGUGGCCGUGGACUUCACCCUGGAGGAGUGGCAGCUGCUGGGAUGUGCUCAGAGGAAGCUGUAUUGGGAUGUGAUGCUGGAGAACUUUAGAAACCUCAUCUCAGUGGGGUGUCCAGUCACCAAAACAAAAGUGAUCUUCAAGGUGGAGCAAGGACAAGAGCCAUGGAUGGUGGAGGGAGAGAACCCACAUUGGCGCUCUCCAGAAGUUAUCUGCUUACUUGAUGAUGAGCUAGAGGGACAGGAAGGAGAAGGAAGCAAAGACAAUUUUUUGAACCAAGGUAUGUUCACCUUCAAGAAAACACUGACCAAUGAGACAGUCCAAAAUUGUAAUCUGAGUAUAAAUUUUAUUUCUUCAAGACAAAAACAACAUAAAUGUGAAUCAAAUGGAAAGUGUUUGCAACCUAACUUAUACUUUCUUAGUUAUAAUAAAAGUUAUAUCAGAGAAAACUCUUAUGAAUACAAGGAAUGUGGAAAAGCCUUCAAAAACAAGUUGUGCCUUAUUAGACAUGAAAAAAAGCACAGAAGGAAAAAAACCUUUGGGUGCAGUGAAUGUGGGAAAGCCUUCCAAAAGAAGUCUCGUCUCAUUAGACAUGAAAAAAAGCAUACAAGGAAAAAAAACACCUUUGAAUGCAGUGACUGUGGGAAAGCCUUUAACAGUAAGGGACACCUUGCAGCUCAUCAAAAAAUUCAUAGUGGAGAGAGACCCUUUGUGUGCAGUGAUUGUGGGAAAGCUUUUACGCAUAAAGCACAACUCGUGGUCCAUCAGAGACUCCACACUGGAGAGAAGCCUUAUGAAUGUGGUCAAUGUGGGAAGUCAUUCACCUGGAACUCCUCCUUUACUCAGCAUGUGAAAUCGCACACACCCGAGAACUCAUUUGAAUGUAAGGAGUGUGGGAAAAGCUUCAAGUACAGUUCAUCCCUUUAUAAACACUCCAGAAUCCAUACAGGCGAGAAACCAUACCGAUGCAGAGAAUGUGGCAAAGCCUUUGCAGACUCAUCAGUGUUGGUCAUGCACCAGAGAAUUCAUACAGGCGAGAAACCCCACGGGUGCACUGAAUGUGGCAAAGCCUUCAACAAGAGAUCACAUCUCCUUAAACAUUACUCAACUCACAGCAGAGCAACAAAAUAAAUGCAACACAUGUGGGAAAUCUUUUAACUGGAAGACACAUCUCAUUCUCCAUCAAGGAAGUCAUAAAAACAAGGGAGCUUUGUAAAUAUGGGAAAACUUAAAAUUAGCCUUUUACUGAAGCAGCAAAGAAUUCAUC
This is a messenger RNA of Eubalaena glacialis (North Atlantic right whale), 1535 nucleotides long. RefSeq names its product zinc finger protein 684-like. NCBI's taxonomy places the organism in Eukaryota, Metazoa, Chordata, Mammalia, Artiodactyla, Balaenidae. Gene Ontology annotation, biological process: regulation of cytokine production; regulation of immune system process; negative regulation of transcription by RNA polymerase II. Bases 230 to 1399 code for a protein of 389 amino acids. The transcript is spliced from 5 exons. The record is from RefSeq and is a predicted model, not a curated record.